Molecule: messenger RNA, 1684 nt
Organism: Neofelis nebulosa (Clouded leopard)
Lineage: Eukaryota; Metazoa; Chordata; Mammalia; Carnivora; Felidae
Exons: 2
Coding region: 136-846 (236 amino acids)
Source: RefSeq, a predicted model, not a curated record
AGGGGCUCCUGAGUUCAAGUCCCGCAUCGGGUGAACUGGAGCCUGGCUUCCGGUAAAAACCCGAGCCCUGCGUGUCUCUCUCUCUCUCUCUCUCUGUCUCUCUCUCUCUCUCUCUCUCUCUCUUCCCCCUCGCUCAUGUGUACCCUCUCUCUCUCUAAAAACAAACAAGCGUAUAAGGAAUCAGUUAUAAAAUCGGCACGUCUUGAGUCUGGCCCCCAGGAGGCAGCAUCUGCAAUCAUAGACCCUCUUCUGAAGGUGAUUGAGAAAAAUAGUCUGAUUGGCUACCUGAAAUUGCAGUCACUUCUUUCCCCUUUCUUUCCAAAAGGCAGUGUAGUGGUACACUACAUUUCUUUGGGUCUGGGAGACUCUUGUAACAAGGGAAACACAUUUAGGAGCAACCAGAUUCAGUCAUUCUUUCUGAAGAGGAAGAAGAGGGAGAUGUUACUUACAGUACCAGUGUUGAUCUUGUGGAUGCAAAUAUCACAAGUGAACGGACAAGAGAUAAAGCAAAGUCCUCAAUUCCUGCUUCUACAAGAAGGAGAGAACUUCACCAUUUCCUGCAAUUCCUCAAGGACUUUAAACAGCUUACAGUGGUAUAAGCAGAGGCCUGGGGGCAGUCCCGUCCUCUUGGUCACCUUAGUUAAGAGUGGAGAUGUGAAGCAGAAAAGACUGACAGCUUGGUUUGGAGACACUAGAAAGAACAGUUUGCUGCACAUGGUGGCCACCCAGACUGCAGAUUCAGGAGUCUAUUUCUGCACAGGGGCACAGUGUUCUCAAAGCACCUGCGACCUGUCCCCAAACCUUGCUGUGGAGCUCCAGGAGCAACUCUUCCUUAUCUCUCUUUAGGGCAGGAGUCAGAGAAAGCUGAAGGCACAAUGUCUGUGUAAAGUUAAAUGUUAAAUAAUUUUAAAAGAAUCUCCAGACUCAGAUGGCUGAAUUGUGAGAAUUCUAUUAAACAUUUGAAGAAUUGGCAUGAAUUUUAAACAAGUUCUUCCAGAAAAUAGAGAGUAAUUGCUAACUCCUUUUAUGAACCUAGUAUUACGCCAGUACCAAAAUCAGACAAAGGACAUACAGAAAACUGCAGAGAAAUUUCCCUCAUGAAUGACUAUAGGCACAAAAUUUAACAGAAUAUUGGCGAGUAGAUUCAUCAAUAUAUAAAAAGAAUAAUACCAAACGCCAAUGGAUUCUUCCCAGGGAUGCAAGACUGCUCUGCUUCAAUGUUUGGAACUUAACUGAUGCAAUCUACCUUCCUAACAGGCUAAAGAAGAAAAUCACAUGAUCGUGUUAAUCUAUGCAGAAAAUAAGUUUGCCAAAAUUCAACAUUCACGCUUGCUAAAAAUUGUGACAAACAUAGGAGUAGUGAAAUCAAAUCAUUAUUGAUGGUGGGGCUUUCAAAGUCUUCAGCAUUGCUCUGUUGAAUGUCCCUUUGUUCUUAAAAGUCCUUUUCCCUUCUCUUUCUGGACACCAGUCAUUUCUGACUUGUCACUUACUUCUCCAGGCUACUCUUUGAGGUUUCUUUGGUACGAUUUCCACUGCCCUCUCUUUGGUGGUGGGUUCCUUGGGAAUUUCCCUUAGUUUCUAUUCUUUUCUCUGAGUAUUGCUUUUCUCAGAGUAUUGCUCUGAGUGUCUUGGUGAAAUUAUAUCUACUAUUUAAAGGGAGUACUAUAUCAUAAAUAAUAUAGUG